AUGACAGGAUAUGUUAGAGGAGUUUGUAAAAAGGAUAACAUUGAACAAGGAAUAUUUGCUACUGGAAAAGGAGAAGAAACAGUAACUGUAAUAUCAGGCUCAACUGAUGCUUCAUUAACCCCUUAUCAUGUCGAUAGAGGCAAAUUAUUUGUUGAGGAAAGAUUUAGUGGACAUUCUCUGAUUAAGGUAUCAGUUAUUCAAAAGAAUAUUGAGCUCACUAGAUUCCCAGUUCCAAUUGGAGAAGAUCCAAAAGAUUCUAAUGGGUAUCCAGGUAUUGUUAGAGCAGCUGAUUUAAUUGGUCAAUUAUCAGAACCUCGUUAUUUACAAAAAAUUGCAGCUCUCUAUUAUGAAUUUGCAGAAACAGGAACAGCAAUCAAGCUUGGUUACAAAUGCCCAGGUGAUUUGAGAAACUCCUAUCCUAAAUUCUAUUGGAAAUCAGUUUAUCCUUAUAUUAAGAAUAUUUUACCAUUCCUCAACACAACUCAAGAAGGUAAAUUCUAUCUUGCUGGUCUCUAUGCCAAUGUCUUCAGCGUUGAGCAUCUUGAAGGAUCAAUCUCUCCUGUCGAUGAAGCUCCUGUAAAUGUUGAACACUAA
Naegleria gruberi is the source of this 594-nucleotide messenger RNA. RefSeq lists its product as uncharacterized. The transcript has a single exon. Lineage: Eukaryota; Heterolobosea; Eutetramitea; Acrasida; Naegleriidae. The record is from RefSeq and is a predicted model, not a curated record. Bases 1 to 594 code for a protein of 197 amino acids.